Messenger RNA from Gilbertella persicaria, 2080 nucleotides. Its product is annotated as putative integral membrane protein conserved region-domain-containing protein. Gene Ontology annotation, molecular function: lipid binding. The record is from RefSeq and is a predicted model, not a curated record. The transcript has a single exon. Lineage: Eukaryota; Fungi; Mucoromycota; Mucoromycetes; Mucorales; Choanephoraceae. Gene Ontology annotation, cellular component: endoplasmic reticulum; ERMES complex. Gene Ontology annotation, biological process: phospholipid transport. The coding region runs from base 85 to 2025 and encodes 646 amino acids.
CAAGCACGAGUCGUGUCUAUUUUCAUUCUCCUUUUAUUUUAUUUUAUUUUAUUUUUUUCUCUUCUUCUUCUUUAUGCCAAUUCUAUGAUUUUUUCUUUCAAAGUCAUCACUGCCUAUAUUUUAGGUGGUUUUACCUUGUUCCCAGCCAUUUUCAUUCUAUGCUACAUUGUUUAUCUGUUGAACCACCGAAUUAUUUCGCCUUUAUGCCGGCUAUUACAGACUCAAAAUCAUAGUUUACCUGAAGAAGAACUAUUUUUGCUUGAAACAGAAGAGACACCCACCAACAACAGUGCAUUGCUCUAUAAGGUUGGAUGGCUUAAAGUAUCCCAAGACGAAGAAAAAUCGUUGCCUGAUGCUUCUAUCGGAAACAUGGUCAAGAAUUACAUUUCUGGUAAAGCCGGCAGGAAAGAAAAUGCCAAUGUGUUUUUUGCAGUCCUUAAAUACAACACACUCUAUCUAUAUGACUCUGAAAAGCAACUGGAUUGUAGGGGAGUCAUUCAUAUGACACAUUAUGCAGUCUAUACACAUCCUCCAGGUUUACAAGAUUACGAACUAUUUUCUAAACCCAAUCUUAUCAAGUUAGAAGCAACCAUGGAUGAAAAAUCCUCCAGUUAUUAUAUCAAUUGCCAUAAAUGCAUUGAUAAAGAGGACUGGUAUUUCGCCUUGAUUCGUGCAUCUCGCUCUACAUUGCCUGCAGGAGAACAUAUCAAACAAGACAAAACACACUUUGACCAGUCAGCCAUGAAUCAUCUGAUAACCAUGGUUCAUAGUGACGAACAUCAUUUUCAGACCCAAUGGUUGAAUGCCAUUCUAGGCCGUAUCUUUUUCGGAGUUUAUCGUACGCAGGAGAUCAAUGAUGCAUUGUAUAAAAAAGUGAUUACCAAACUCGACAAAAUCAAUGCCAAACGACCUCCCUUUUUAGGUGAGAUCACAGUACGAUCAGUCGAUCCAGGACAUGCCUUGCCCCGUUUCACCCAACCUAAAUUACUCGGACUCAGCCCAACAGGUGAAUUAUCGGCUGAAGCACAUCUACAGUACGAUGGUGGAUUUCGCAUAGAGAUUGAAACAGUCCUCAAAUGGAAAUACUCGGACCGUCUGAAGCCCUUGACAAUCGACCUUGUGCUGGGCAUCACAUUGAAAGAAAUCCAAGGCAAGAUUUUGAUCAAAAUCAAGGAGCCACCGACCAACCGAUUCUGGUAUGCUUUUUAUGAAUGCCCUAAAAUGGAAUGGAAAGUGGAGCCUGUCGUAUGGGAAAAACGAGUGGGUUAUUCAGUCGUGGUCAAGGCCAUCGAGACAAAGAUUCAAGAAUUUAUCAUGGAAACCAUGGUCCUGCCUAAUUUUGAUGAUAUCACAUUUUUCCCAACAAACGGGGUAGGCGGCAUUUUCGAAAUACCACCUUCUUUAGCCUCGACUGUGAUGGAUGCCUUUCAGCUUACAAAUGACCCUGUGGUGCCUGUUGAACUUGUGCUGGACAAAGAGUCGAUUGAAGAAUUUGAGCCCAAACAAGACAAGAAGGCCAAAGCAAAACGAUUUCAAGAAGACGAGGCUUUAUUGACAACUGCGAAAUCCUUGCCCGAGUUAUUUUCGGCUGUUCCAAGACAGCAGGAAGAACUCUAUCAACAACUAAAAACAUCGCCCAUUUUGAUACCAGCCAAUGAUGCCAAAACGAAGGAUUUAUUGCCCGCUUCUUUAUCCACCUCGCCUGAUUCCCUUUUGAGUUCUUCUCCUUCUUCUGUCACUAUCGAAGACUCACUUAGGACAAUAUCGCAUGUAUUGACAGAUGAAUCAGCAAGCGUGAUUAUGCCCUCUGCUUCUCAUUCACUCACCACAUGUGAUUCUAUCAAAAUCACAGGGGAAUCUAUUGUAGAUCAGGGCAACAAUAAGACCCGCCUUAGAAAAUCUUCCUCCUUGGCUCUUUUGAAACCAAAAACAGGGGCUUCCACUGCAGUCAAUGUAUCGCCUGCCAUGGCUCAUAAAACGCAACAGCAAUCUGAAAAGAAAUUAGAUGCUGUGUCUGUUAUAUAAAUAUUUUGCAUUUCAUUUGUAUUAUAGCAUAUAUAAAAUAAACAAUAUAAUCAUC